Messenger RNA from Linum tenue, 2816 nucleotides. Lineage: Eukaryota; Viridiplantae; Streptophyta; Magnoliopsida; Malpighiales; Linaceae. The record is from the annotation of a GenBank genome assembly.
AAAAGUAAAACCACCACCUCUCCUCUCCACCUCACCAUUGUCACCAUCUCCAAAAUCCCUACAGAACAAAACCCACCCUCCAAAAUCUCUCCAAGACCUUCCUUUCCCCCACAGUGCCUGCAGACAGCAGCAGAAUCACAAGGGGCAAAGAAGAUAAUGAAGUUUGGGAAGGAAUUCGCGGCGCAAAUGGUGCCCGAAUGGGAAGGAGCAUACAUGGACUACAAUCUCCUCAAAACCCGUUUGAAAGAAAUAUUAAGGUUCAGGCAACGAACCAGGCCACCUACAGCUACUGCAGCAACCCGAGGUGGCUUGAAAAGGAAGCUAACUCUCUACAGAGCCUUCAGCGGCUUAACGCAAAGAAACCACACCAGCUACAACCCGAUGUCGAAACCUAACGACGACGAGGACGACGAUGACAUUGAGAGCCAGACCAUUCUGGUCACUGCUGUGAAGAAUCAGAGGGGAGAAGGAGAAGGGUCUCAGAGUUACCAGACAACCUUCUUGAUGGCCUCCGACGAAGGAGGAGAGUACGAGCUGGUCUACUUUCGGCGGCUGGAUGAUGAGUUCAAUAAGGUGAACAGGUUCUACAAGUGCAAAGUGGAAGAGGUGUUGAAAGAAGCUGAUUCCUUGACAAAGCAAAUGGAUGCUUUGAUUGCGUUUCGGAUCAAGGUUGAGAACCCUACUGGGUGGUCUCAUCAUGACAGGAAAGCGCAGAUGACCCGAUUGGCCUCGGAUGUUGCAGCUUCUGCUGCUGCAUUGUCGGCUACCACACCUUCAGAAGCCAGAGCAAGCAGGGCAGGAAAAGUUCAUUUCAUGGAAGCCAUUGAGGAAGGAUCAAUGAGUCACGAGCAAUCGUCAUCCGAUGGCUCGUCGAGCCACGAUGAGGAUGAUGCAGAGAAAGAGGAAGAGAAAACCAAGAACCAAUCAAACAACAACAAUGGCAAUGUGGUGAGACUAUCUCCGCUGGAGGUUUUGGACCACGUGAAGAUGAACAACACCUCUGAGACACCACGAUCCACCAUUAAAGGGUUCCUCAAAGUUCCUCGCCACACUGAGUUGAAAUUUACAAGGGAGAAUCUCAGGAAGGUAGAGGAACGGCUCAAGCGUGCUUUUGUGGAGUUCUACCAGAAGCUUCGCCUUCUCAAGAGCUACAGCUUCUUGAACACGCUUGCCUUUUCAAAAAUCAUGAAGAAGUAUGAUAAGAUUACUUCGAGAAGUGCAUCAGCAGCUUACAUGCGAAUGGUGGAUAACUCGUACCUGGGAAGUUCGGAUGAUGUUACCAGGCUAAUGGAGAGAGUUGAAGCUACAUUCAUCAAGCAUUUUUCGAAUGCGAACCGCAGUAAAGGAAUGAGCAUCUUGAGGCCAAAAGCUAAAAGAGAGAGGCAUAGGACAACAUUUACCAUGGGCUUCUUCUCUGGCUGCGCAGCAGCACUUUUCAUAGCCCUAAUCCUGAUCAUCAGAGCUCGCAACAUCAUGGACAAGGCAGGGAGGCAACAGUACAUGGUGACCAUGUUUCCACUUUACAGUUUCUUCGGCUUCAUUGUUCUGCACAUUGUCAUGUAUGCUGCAAACAUCUACUUCUGGAGGCGAUACAGGGUCAACUAUUCCUUCAUAUUCGGGUUCAAGCCAGGGACUGAAUUAGGGUACCGGCAAGUCCUCCUGGUAGCUUUUGGUAUUGCAGUCCUAGCACUUUGCAGUGUACUCUCAAAUCUCGACAUGGAAAUGGAUCCCGUGACAAAGGAUUAUCAAGCAUUUACUGAAGUCAUCCCUCUGGGCCUGCUCAUUCUGCUUCUGGUCAUGUUGUUUCUGCCAUUCAACAUCCUGUAUCGUUCUUCUCGCUUCUUCUUGCUCACAUGUAUCUUCCACUGCAUCGCUGCUCCACUCUACAAGGUCACACUACCAGAUUUCUUCUUGGGAGAUCAACUAACCAGCCAGGUGCAAGCAAUCAGAAGUCUGGAGUUCUACGUCUGCUACUAUGGCUGGGGUGACUUCAGACGCAGAGAGAACACUUGCACUAGUAGUGGGCUAUUCAACACUUUCAAUUUCAUUGUCGCUGUGAUUCCAUUUGUCGCACGGCUUCUUCAGUGCCUUCGCCGCUUGUUUGAAGAGAAAGAUCCCAUGCAAGGCCUCAAUGGGUUGAAGUACUUUGUGACCAUAGUGGCAGUCACCAUGAGAACAGCCUACGUCUUGGACAAAGGUUUUACCUGGCUUGUACUAGCCUGGGUGUUCUCAGCCAUAGCAGCCAUUGGCUCGACUUACUGGGACCUCGUCUUUGAUUGGGGGCUUCUUCAGCGCCAUUCCAAGAACUGGUGGCUCAGAGACAAACUCUUAGUCCCCAGCAAAAGGGUAUAUUACUUGGCAAUGGUAUUGAAUGUGUUGCUGAGAUUUGCUUGGCUGCAGACGGUCCUCGGCUAUAACCUAGUUCCCCUGCAUAAGCAAACUACGGUUGCCAUUGUUGCAAGCUUGGAGAUCAUUCGUAGAGGCAUCUGGAACUUCUUCAGGUUAGAGAAUGAACAUCUUAACAAUGUAGGAAAAUACCGAGCAUUCAAAUCAGUACCUUUGCCUUUCAACUAUGAUGAAGACGGUGACAAAGAUGAGUAGCUUUGUGUUAACUCAGGCUGUAGGGGGAAAACAUUGUAUUAUUCUGUGAAUGAAUUUUGAUCUGGCGUAAAGUUCGUUUAUUUAUUCAUAUUCAAAGUUUCUUGAAGUGUUCAAGGUUUGUAGAAACAGGGAGUCAUCAGCUUAGCUUCCUAGAAGAAUCAGUUGGUUUCAGAUACUAAUAAUAUGGUCAAACAUUUUGUCCAACAUAAAUUAGA